This is a messenger RNA of Lolium rigidum, 1413 nucleotides long. RefSeq names its product formin-like protein 14. The record is from RefSeq and is a predicted model, not a curated record. NCBI's taxonomy places the organism in Eukaryota, Viridiplantae, Streptophyta, Magnoliopsida, Poales, Poaceae. The transcript has 3 exons. Bases 1 to 1413 code for a protein of 470 amino acids.
AUGGGAAGGGCGGGGUGGCGAGCGGAGACGAAGAAGAUACACGGAGGGCCCCUGACGCUCGAGAAGUACCGCCGCUUCUUCGUCGAUCCAUGGGGCGACGCUAUCACCAACGACCAACUCAGCCAGAUCCUCACCAUGCAUGGCUUCCUCAAGCUCCCGGCAAACAAGAGGAAAAUCAUGAAGCAGCUGGUGGCGCAGAUAGACCUGCAGCCGCCGCGCCGCUCCACUUUGCGCAACACGGCCGCCGCGGCCCGGCCCUCCGCCGUGAGGAUCAACGCCAGGCAGGUCGCGGCCGACGUCGACGCUAUCGGCUGGACGGAGAACCCCAUCGGCGCCGUGGCCGCCUUCGCCGGCUACGGGGAGGGCCCACCGGAGCGGCUGGAGCGCAUGCCCCCGCCCGCCCACCACGUGCUCUCGCUGGCGCUCGCUCUGCGCCGCGCGCGGUCCAGGCGGACGCGCCGCUCUGCAUACCCGCGCCGUGCUGCGUCCGAGGACGUCAAGGUGAAGGAGGAGGACGUGGAAGAGCCGCCGCCGCCGCCGCCGCCUCCGCCGCUCUGGACGCGCUCCCCGACUCCGUCGCCUCCGCCUCUCUGGAUGCGCUCCCCGACUCCGUCGCCUCCGCCUCUCUGGAUGCGCUCCCCGACUCCGCCGCCUCCUCCCCCGUCGCCACCUUGUCCACAGUCUGUUGCGCCUCCUCCGCCUGCUUCGCCACCUCGGCCACAGACUGCUGUGCCUCCUCCACCUGCGUCGCCACCGCGGCCACAGACUGCGGUACCACCUCCGCCUUCGUCGCCACCGCGGCCACAGACUGCUGUGCCUCCUCCGCCUUCGUCGCCGUCCUGCCGCCAGCCUAAUUUGGAGACAAUCUUCUCCCCACCACCACCAGGCUUCGGUCCACCAGGCUUCGUCCCGCCGCCGCCGCCACCAUGCUCGACCCAGCCUACAUUGGCGCCACUCCCCACCCCGCCACCAGGGUUCGGCUCGCCCCAGGUGACGCCGCCGCCUCCGCAGCUAUUCUGGGGCUUGCCGUUGCCGAUGGCGCCACCGCCGGCAGGCCCGGGAGCGCCGCCUGCGUUCGCGCAUCAUCUUCAGCCUGCAGGACAGCGACCGUCGGUCCCGUCGUGUUAUCCGGCAGCGUGCUGGGGCGCGCCCUCCGUGCUGCCGCCACAGCAAGCGCCCUGGCGUUGGCCGCAUCCACCGCCGCGCUGGGCACCACCUCAUAUGCCGCAGCAGCAGCGGCCGCCGCCACCGUGGGACUUCAUGGAGCCGUCGGCGCCUCCUCCUCCUAUGCCGCUGCAACAUCAGCCGCAUUUCGAGGGGCAGCAAUGGCCGCAGCCCACAGUCACCGGGGGUGUCCUGGGCCAGGCCCACGCCUCUGUUUUAGGGACUCCUGUCUUGCAGAGUCUUUGCUAA